AUGUCUUCAUCUUCCUCAUCGCUCAUCUCGCCAUCAUUGCGGAUACUUAGUACACUGCUUCGUAUAGCAUUCGCACUUGAAGCAUUACCAUUACCAUUCAUAGUUAGUAUGGAUCGCUUAUCCAUAGUAGAAGGUGAUCCAGACAAAUUUCCCGAAUACCCUCUUGUGAUGCCAGACAUGUCAUCAUUGUUAGAUAUCCCAGUUACACCUUGUUGUUGCAUUGAAUUGAAUCUUAAUCCUCCAAGAGCAGCAUUUCCCGUUACUGAAGCCGAAGGCGAGUGUGUAAAUUUGCGCAAAUACGAUGCAGUGGAUACAGAUAGGAUAUCGGGGAUAUAUGCCAAUUUAGUUUGA
Molecule: messenger RNA, 351 nt
Organism: Batrachochytrium dendrobatidis JAM81
Lineage: Eukaryota; Fungi; Chytridiomycota; Chytridiomycetes; Rhizophydiales
Exons: 1
Coding region: 1-351 (116 amino acids)
Source: RefSeq, a predicted model, not a curated record